AUGUCGCAAGAAAUUUCGGGUCAGGGAAUAUUGGACAAAGAAAUAUUAAAAAGCGCUGUUCUUUCGGUGUUAAAAAAAGAAAAAAACUAUGAAAAAUUUACACUAAAACAAAUAAGACGUCUACUGGAAACUAGUUUAGCGCUUCCCACUUUCACUCUUGAUGAUCAAACAUGUAAAGAGUUUAUUAGCCAACUCGUCCGCGUAUACUUGGAUGAAGUUGAAAACAGUAAUAUAAGUUCUGGAAAUAAUAUUACUACUUCAGAAGCUCUUCUUAGUGCUACAGAAAAGAAGAAAACUAUUGUUACUGACAACUCUUACAGCAAUAGCGCUUCAGCGGGAAGAAGUCGAAAACGCUCUAAUAAAAAGAAUGCGAGCGAAAAACGGAAGUCUUCUACGCCUGCAGAGCAACGAAUUCAAAAAUUAAAAAAGUAUGUACGACUUUGCGGGAUCGUGCCGCCUUACAAGAUGCUGAGGGAAGAGCCCCAAGUAAAACAAAUUGCCAUUUUAAAAGAAACGCUCCGAAAUGCAGGCAUUCAAGGAAAGCCGUCUGUUGCUGCUUGCCAGAAGCUCGGUCUUAAGAGGGAAAAGCAAAGGGAAGCGGCGGAGCUGGACACAAGAAACAUCAUAACCAAUCAGAAAAGAACACGAGGACAGAAAAUCGAAGACGUCCCUCGCGCGGCACCUGUGUUUAAACUAGACCACUUUGAAUCGGAUUAGUUGUAGACAAAGUUUAGAUAUAAGGACUAAAGAACUAAAGGGUUUAGGAUCUCCACUUUUUACUUGUUCCUCUUAGUAGGCUUAUUAUAAACAGGAUAAGUGCGAAAUCUUUUCU
Messenger RNA from Zophobas morio, 832 nucleotides. RefSeq lists its product as uncharacterized. Gene Ontology annotation, cellular component: nucleus. The coding region runs from base 1 to 717 and encodes 238 amino acids. The transcript is spliced from 9 exons. NCBI's taxonomy places the organism in Eukaryota, Metazoa, Arthropoda, Insecta, Coleoptera, Tenebrionidae. The record is from RefSeq and is a predicted model, not a curated record.